Messenger RNA from Abrus precatorius (Indian licorice), 1440 nucleotides. RefSeq names its product zinc finger protein ZAT9-like. The record is from RefSeq and is a predicted model, not a curated record. The coding region runs from base 1 to 1440 and encodes 479 amino acids. The transcript has a single exon. Lineage: Eukaryota; Viridiplantae; Streptophyta; Magnoliopsida; Fabales; Fabaceae.
AUGGCUUUGAUUGUGGAUCAACAAUCAAACUUCAAGCAUUUUUGUAAAAUUUGCAAGAAAGGUUUUGGUUGUGGAAGAGCUUUAGGAGGACACAUGAGGGCACAUGGCAUAGGAGAUGAAAGUGGUCACAUGGAUGACGAUGAUCAAGCAAGUGAUUGGGAAGAUAGGCUUGGUGGAAAUGUGCCACCGAGCAACAAACGCAUGUAUGCUCUAAGAACAAAUCCUAAUAGGCUAAAGAGCUGUAGGGUAUGUGAGAAUUGUGGCAAAGAGUUCUUAUCAUGGAAAUCUUUUCUUGAACAUGGAAAGUGCACCUCAGAAGAUGCUGAGUCCCUUGUCUCCUCUCCAGGCUCUGAUGCUGAUGAUGGUGGCGUUGGUGCUCGUAGAGGAUGUGGUUGGUCCAAAAGGAAAAGGUCUUUGAGAACAAAGGUUGGUAGCUUCAAUUACAAUUGCCCAUCAAGCGAAGAAGAAGACCUUGCAAAUUGUUUAAUGAUGUUAUCGAAUGCCAUUGUAGAUCCUCUUGUGGCUGAACCUGAAGAAUCUUCUGCCUCAGCUAGCAAAGAGGAAGAAAGAAGAAAUCCCAUGAAUUUCAUUUCACCAUUGUCAUGCAAAGUUAAUAACAACAAUAACAACAACAACCUCAUUGAUAACAAGGCCAAAGGGGUUGCCAAGGGCUUGUUUGAAUGCAAAGCAUGCAAGAAAGUUUUCAAUUCCCACCAAGCAUUGGGUGGCCAUAGAGCAAGUCACAAAAAGGUUAAAGGUUGUUUUGCUGCAAGACUAGACAACCUUGAUGACAAUCUCACCGAGGAUGAUGUCAUUGCACAUGAAGAAUUCUUCCCUACAAAAUCAAACUCCGCCCUCCAAUUUGACCACGGCUCUAACCCCACAUUAGCCUCUUCCUCUAAGAGAAAAUCCAAAGUUCAUGAAUGCUCCAUUUGUCAUAGGAGCUUCUCUUCAGGACAAGCAUUGGGGGGUCACAAAAGGUGCCAUUGGAUCACUUCAAAUGCUCCUGACACAUCCACAUUAACAAGAUUUCAACAAUUCCAAGAUCACAUGGAUCAAAUACCAAAGUUUGAUACCUCUUCUGAGCCACUUGAUCUCAAGUUAGACCUUAACCUUCCUGCACCCACUAAUGACCUUUCAAGAAGGAACGUGUCUACGGAAAUUUACUUGCAACCAUGGCUUGCAACAAAGGAUCUUAAAGAUGAUAACAAUAGUCAGUGUCAGAGUCUUCACAACCAUAAUAACAAUGUUGAUAAUGACAACGAUGAAGACAAGAAUAAUAAUAAUAACUCAAUGCAAAACGUGGAUAAUGAAGCUGAUAGUAAGAUCAAGUUGGCGAAACUUAGUGAGCUUAAGGACAUGAACAUUGCUGGUAGUUCUUCGCCAUGGUUGCAGGUUGGAAUUGGUUCAACCACUGAUGUGGCCACUGAUCACUGCUGA